AUGGACAGCCUCGAAUUUGAUUUACAUGAAUUGAUCCUGGACCAGCUGGCAAGUAUAUUAAGUGUUGAUGUAGAUACAACAAAUGAGGAUGUAUUACGUUUAGCAAAUCGAUGUCCUGAAUUGCCAAUAGACAAGGAUCCUGACAUUGGCAAACCGCAACAAUCUAUCUGCUUUAUAACAAAAUCAUACCUACAAAAUAUAUCAGCAUUGGCUUCAUUUGCCGCAGGCACAUACAAUGAGGUGCACGUGGAUAAAGUUCUUCCAAUUCUUUUGAAUUAUUUGAAAUUUUUCCCGAAUUUUUCUUUCGAAGAUGAUCUACGAUGGAAAGACUUCUCGCCACCAGAUCAACUUUCUGACAAAAUUAUAUCAGAGCUAUUGAAUAUUGCCACAAGAACAACUGCAUAUCGGGAAAGAAUAUUCAAAGAUAUAUGUUCCUUUCUUGGAAGAUUGGGCUUCUUACUUAAAUGCGGAGAUGCUGAAUAUAUAUGUACCAUAGUUCUUCCUUUAUUGAAUGGGAUGUUUCGUGCAAUCGAGUCAUCUAAUUUUCCUUGGCAUUGCAAUGAAUUUGAAUCAUUUGCUCAUCAGUCCCAAGCACUCGUUCAUAAUGAUUGCCUUCAGGAAGUCGGCAAGAUUAUUGAUACAAUAGUUCAGUCUUCAGAUCCUGCACAUCAUUAUACAAAAAAAUUUUUAUCAAGAUAUCAAUAUCAUGGAUAUCCACUAUCUACUAAUGGAAUUAUAUUGGGCCUUACUACUGUGAUGAGAAGCAUGCUUACACGUGCUAUAUUUGUCCUUAGUCGUCCUGAUGAUGCAUUCAGUUUAAUCACAUUCAAAGACGUUUGGAGAAUAGUAGUUUGUAACAAAGUUGUUAUAUCUUUACCCAUUAGUGAUUAUGUAAAGAAAGCUCUGCGAAGGACCUAUGUAAUGUCUUUGCAAUAUUUUGCAGAGUUAUCGACUAUUUUGGAUAAACUUGUUGCUCAAGGCAAUGAUUGUCCACUCGCUCUUUAUGCCAGAGAAAUUAUGGCUGCAAGCUUGGAUGUUGCCGCCAUAGCAAGCGUUUUUCUUCAUGAAGUCGAUGACGAAUUAAUCGGAAAAUUGAAUACGUCUUUAUUUAAUGUUCCACAAACUCCGGAUGUAAAAGUGCAGGCUGCCGCACUCGAUUCUGCAACACUUCUCGCUUUGAAUUUUCCACAGACAACUCAAAAUAUGAUUAAAACUAUUCGUAAAUUUCUAACCACACCUUCAACUAUUUUUGAGUUGGCUGUCGUUGCUGAUAAAAACCUUACAAUUCUGGAGUAUGCUAUUAUUCGAUUAGCUUAUUGUUUAAAGGCUGUUCCUCAAGAAACAUUGUCUGUUAUUUAUAAUAUGCUAACAAGUCUUUCAACAGGUGGGCAUGAGCGUCCACCGGUGUCUCCUAAAAAGUUGCUCGCGCCAAGCAAUUUGCUUUCGCCAGAUCAAAUAUCUAUCCAUAGCUCUAUUAGCGGAAUUUCACGAACCGAAGAACAACGCCAGCAAGUAUGUGAAAAUCUUGUUUGUACGGUUACUGGAGUGAGUUGUAUUUUGAAGGACGAUAAUAUCACUGAAUUGUGUGUCACCAUGCUCAUAUCGCGUCUUCGUAACCACACACCAGCAUUAGAUGCUCUCAUUCUUGAAAAAUUUGUCGACGUUGCUUUAAUAUCUUCAGAUAAAAUUUUUUUGGAAAUUGUGCGAAAGUUUUCUGAAAUUAGUCGCCAAAAAAUAUCAUCCGAUAACAAAAUGAUAACGACUACGAUGGACUUAGCUAAUAGAAUCAGUGCUAGACCAGAAUUUUACGAGCUUUAUUUGUUGAACAUUCUAUCAUUAUUUGUAGACAAAGGCGUUGAUAUUCAACAGACAAUUGCCAAGAAUGGCAAAUUCCAGGUUACAUCAUUGAUAGGUGAAAUUGGAAUAUUGCUUCCGGUUCUCAGAACUCUUUUGUCCCACAAUGAUUUUAAAUUGCAUGUGAACGCACCUAAAGAAUUAGUCAGUCUUUUUCGCGAUAUGUGGUUUCAUUGUGUGUUGUAUGGCUUCGUUUCUGAAGAAUCAUGGAUGCGUGAAUGGCGUGAUUGCUUAAUAAUGAUUGCUCAAAAAACGCCACCACUUGUUCAGGAAAGUGCAACAAAUUAUCUUGAAAAAGAUUUAGAAUAUAAUUCAGUUUUAGUCCGAGGUAACUCUGAUCAGGAAUUUACAAAUGUACGAAAUUCAUUAUCUUCUUUUCUGCCGAAUCGUGCAUAUGAAAUAAAAUAUUUCUCAUUUGCGGAAGUCACAUUCUUGCUCUCGGUGUAUCAUAUAGAAAUCAUGAGAAGCCAAAUGGGUCAAUGCUCCUUUAUUUUAAGAUAUUUUAUUAAUCGAGGCGUAAAUACUAGUAAAUUAGUUGGCUGUAUGGAAGAGAUUGGUAAUAAGGUAAUUGAAGUUUUCAUCGAAGAGUGUUCAAGUAGAGCAAUUGCUCAUACCAUCAACGAAAAUUUCCGCACUCAAGUGCGUAAUCUUAUGAUUGCCACCUGCCAUCGUCUUGGAAAAGUUCAUCAACUUGCCAUUAAACAUCUCGAUAAUGUGAUGACAGCAUUUCCCUCCUUGUUGUGUGAUAAGAAGUUAUUAUUUCUAUUAUUGGAAUUAAUCGAUAUUGUGUGGCAAAGUUGUGAUGCUGAAUAUACAAACGAGUAUUCGCCAAUUUAUACGUUCAUUUCUGUUAAAGUUGGUGUAACACUUGAUUUGCCAGAUUCCUAUGCGUAUCGGCGUGAAAUAUUAUCGCAACUAUGUGAAAAUGCUAGAAAAUGGCUUUCUUUUGUUAUGGCGCGUGCUCCUUCAGAAAUUCGUGGAUUGUUAGAAAACUAUCUUGCAGAAUAUGAUCCAUAUAAUUCAGAUAAUUCAGUACAUAUGGGAAGGUCAAUUGCACUUGAAAUUGCAAAAGGUUUUUCUAAAAAUGAUUACAAGUCAGGAAUAUUUCCAAGAAUUCCGAAUGCUGUCGUUGAUUAUGUUUCUGAGUUCAUUAAAGAUUAUUCUUUAAGGCGCCAUUAUUAUGGCCAAGCAACUGGUGCGCAUCAUUGUUUGGUUUCUGACGUAGGUCAAUCAAAUAAGCAUGAUGUCUCACCGGCUAAAAUAGCUGAUGAUAUAGCAGAAAUUCAAAAAAGAAAAGUUCAUGCAUCAUUAGCUCACCUUGAAAAAAGAAUACUUAAAAAUCAUCAUGUUCCUAUUAAAGAACUUAGUUCUACAUUACAUCUGGCGGCUGGCUUAUUAGUUGCAUUUUCAAAGCUUGAAGAAGACCUUGUUCAUUUCAUUGUUUGGAUUCCUGUAUAUUUAUUUUCUCCCGAAUCUAUUAAAUUGGGCACUGAAAUAUGGAAUUGGAUAAUAAACGAAAAACCUACAUUCGAGCAGAGAGUUAUGGUUGAAAUUGCAGACGGAUGGUCUUGGACUGUACGACAUCGCAAGGGCCUAUUCUCUUCUGCGCUUAACAUAAAAGACCCUUUCGUGAAUAAAAUGCAAUAUGCACCAUCGGACAAAGCCACUAGGGAUAAGAAUUAUAAACUCGCUAAAGAUUUAUUUGAACCACAUUUAGUCUGGAUUCAAUUUUUAUCUGGGCGGUUCCAAGCAUUCCGAUAUAGAAGUAAUGAACUUGUAUACCUUUAUGUAAGACUCUUUCAAAUGACUCUUGAUAAUUGUGAUCAUCAUAGCAAUCACUCGUUAUCUCGAGAAGGUAGAUUCCAAAUACUCAUAAUUGGAUUUAGAAUUUUACAGUCAAAUAAAAUGGAAGCAUCAAUAGAGUAUAACUUCCGCUUAAGGCUUUUUAAAGCUGCUUUCUUAUGGUUUUCUCUUCCACCAAAGUGGGCUUAUGGUGGCAAUAAGAGAGCAAUGCUUAGUGAAUAUAAGCUAUUGAUUGAGGUAUAUAGGCUGGUCGAGAAUGAUAAAAUUGAAUUGAAUGAAGUUUUAGUCACCACACCCAAAAAGUAUUCUCAAUUUGCUUUAUCAAGUCCGCUAAUCACAGCUCAAGAUAAAAGCAAAGAUGAAGUUAUAAAUCAAUUUAAAAAGUCUAAAAGUCUUCUACUACUAUUUCUGGAAAGCGAGAUAAAUAAUAUGGCAACAUGGUGUAAUCCAUUAAAUUCCCCAGACACAAUUAGAGAUACAUUUGUCUCUAGCGCGGAAAAAGGUUUAGCAGAGGAAGAAUGGAAAAACAUUAUACGACAUUCAUGGACAAUAUCACCAAGUUUAACUGUACAAUUGACAGCAAGAUUUAAGCAACCAAAUGUACAAAAUGAGGUUCAUAAAAUAUUAUACAAUAAUUCAGCAGAUGCUAUACGAGUAGCUGAUGCACUUCCCUUAUUAUUAAGCGAUAAAUUGAAUUCUAAUAUUACUUCACAAUUAAAAUAUCUGUUAUAUUGGGCACCUGUUCCUCCAAUAACAGCUACAUCGUAUUUUUCGUCAACUUAUAAUAAUCAUCCCUUAAUUUUGCAAUAUGCAAUGCGUGUUCUUGAAUAUCAUCCAGUAGAUGUUGUGUUUUUUUACAUCCCUCAAAUUGUACAAGCACUACGAUUCGAUAGUCUAGGUUAUAUAGAAAGGUUUAUCUUGGGAGCUGCUAAGAUAUCACAAUUAUUUGCUCAUCAAAUAAUAUGGAAUAUGAAUGCAAAUAUGUAUAAAGAUGAUGAACUAUUAGUUCCUGAUUCAUUGAAGCCAACAUUGGAUCGUAUAAUCGAAACUAUCGCAAACUCUUUAUCAGGCGAAGACAAGAACUUUUAUGAAAGAGAGUUUACAUUUUUCAAUGCAGUUACUUCCAUAUCAGGUAAACUAAAGCCUUAUAUUAAAAAGACAAAGCCAGAAAAAAAGGCAAAAAUUGAUGAAGAAAUGGCGAAAAUAAAGGUUGAUGUGGGUGUUUAUUUACCUAGUAACCCAGAAGGAAAGGUAGUGGAUAUAGAUUACAAAUCUGGUCGACCUUUACAAAGUCAUGCAAAGGCUCCUUUUAUGGCUACAUUUAAAAUACGGAAAGAACGAAGUGAUACUGAUGAAACAAUUGAUGUGUGGCAAUCCGCAAUUUUCAAAGUUGGUGAUGACUGCCGACAAGAUGUAUUGGCUUUGCAAUUAAUUGCAAUAUUUAAGAAUAUUUUCACUAGUGUUGGAUUGGAUUUAUAUCUUUUUCCAUAUAGAGUUGUGGCAACAGCUCCAGGGUGUGGUGUUAUCGAUGUUAUCCCUAAUUCAAUUUCUCGAGAUCAAUUGGGCCGAGAAAAAGUUAAUAGCCUUUAUGAGUAUUUUCUUACAAAAUAUGGUGGUUUAGAUUCUAUUGCUUUUCAUAAAGCAAGAAAUUGUUUUAUUCAAAGUGUAGCUGCCUAUUCUGUUGUAUCAUUUCUACUGCAAAUUAAAGAUAGGCAUAAUGGAAACAUAAUGUUAGAUGAUGAAGGACACAUAAUUCAUAUUGAUUUCGGUUUUAUUCUUGAUAUUUCACCUGGUGGCAUUAAUUUUGAAAGCUCACCUUUUAAACUUACCACUGAAAUGAUUCAAGUUAUGGGGGGAAGUGCUGAAGUUCAACAAUUCAAAUGGUUCUCAGAGCUAUGUGUCAAAGCAUAUUUAGCAGUAAGGCCUUAUGCCGAAAAUAUAUGCCAAUGCGUUGGUUUAAUGCUUGGCUCAGGACUUCCGUGUUUUAAAGGUGAGACGCUGAAAAGAUUACGUGAAAGGUUCCAAUUAGAUAAAACUGAACGUCGUGCGGCUGAUUUUAUGAUUGUGAAAAUACAUCAAUCAUUUGAAAAUAAAAGAACAGUAUUGUAUGAUAGUUUUCAAAAAGCUACAAAUGGAAUACCUUAUUAA
Messenger RNA from Cetraspora pellucida, 5805 nucleotides. NCBI's taxonomy places the organism in Eukaryota, Fungi, Glomeromycota, Glomeromycetes, Diversisporales, Gigasporaceae. The record is from the annotation of a GenBank genome assembly.